This is a messenger RNA of Pocillopora meandrina, 543 nucleotides long. The record is from the annotation of a GenBank genome assembly. Lineage: Eukaryota; Metazoa; Cnidaria; Anthozoa; Scleractinia; Pocilloporidae.
AUGGCGAGUGGCUCGAAAUCGACCGAGAAGCCAGGAACACUGGAUCAACUCAAGAAAGAGGUUGUUGAAAUUUUACGUUCUUGUGACGGUAAUUGUUUGAAUAUUUCUAAAUUCAAGUGUAAGUAUGAGCAAAUGUUUGGGAGAACUUUUGAGGAACACUAUAGUGCGUUGUUGAAAAGAAAAAAGUUCAGCAUUUUUAUGGCGGAGUUAGAUAUUGUUGAACUCCAAAAAAACGGAAGCAGCAUUCUAAUGAAAUGGAAAGAAUCGAAUCCAUGCAAGCUUAAAUCGUCCGGUUCAGGCGCUGACUGUCAGCAGGAAUGGUCAGAUUCCAAUGAAGCUAAAUUAGAAAAAUCACGACGCAGAGAAAGACUCUCUUCGGCUGAAGAUCUUCUAAAUGUUGCAAGUACAGCUACCGUCUCACCAGGUACUAAGGAUGAAAGCAAACGGGAUAUGACAGAUCCAUCACUGGUAAAAUGUGCUACACCCGUGACUGUCUCACCUCAAUCACAGCCAACUUCAAGUGUUGAAAACAAAGGCAUGUGA